Setaria italica (foxtail millet) is the source of this 1796-nucleotide messenger RNA. RefSeq lists its product as uncharacterized. The record is from RefSeq and is a predicted model, not a curated record. The transcript has 2 exons. Bases 57 to 1568 code for a protein of 503 amino acids. NCBI's taxonomy places the organism in Eukaryota, Viridiplantae, Streptophyta, Magnoliopsida, Poales, Poaceae.
CAACGAAACACGCCUCCAUCCAUCACAGAAAAGCCGCCGCCGCGCUAGCCGCCGCCAUGGCUUCCGACCUCGAGCAGCCACCGGCUCGGGUUGGCCUAACCCUCUACUCGCCCUUGGAGGCGGCAACCCACAGCUACAAGGGGGGAGCGCCACCAGCGGCCGUGGCUGCCCUCCCUCCCUCUCGCGGCUGGGUGGCGCUCGACUGCUUCGUGAGGCGCCGCGACGACGACUCCUUCCCCGCGGACGACCCGACCGUGGCCUCCCUCACCAAUUCCCGCGGCGACCCGUUCGACGUCUGCGUCAGCCUCAACGCGCCGCCGCAGCCGUCCACCCUCUACCUACGGUGGCCGAACGGCCCGGCGGAGGGCGAGCCGCUGGCCCCUGUCGCCGCCCACGACGGCGCGGUGCUGCUCCUCAUGCACUACCCCAUCCCCGUGCUCGGCGAUUCCCUCUACCCGAUGAUCGACUACUUCGUCUACAGCGCCGACAGCGGCGCCAGGCCGUCCCUGCGCUGGCUCCCAACUCUCGGUGGCACCAUCGGCGACAUCCUGGCCCGGGUCCAGGCCGAGGGCUUUCACGCCACGAAUCAGAUGCUGCGCAGGAUGGAGUCCCUGGACAUUGGCAUCGUCCGCCGGGGCCUGGAGGAGUUUGUCGUGGCUGAGCUCCAGAUGACAGUCAUUGGGGAGACCGCGCGGCCGGAGCUGACCGUGUUUAACCCGUCCAUCUCCGACCAGUGGGUGCUCAAGCGCCCGCGUGUCGUCCCGGUGCGCCCCAACGGCAACUUGGAUCUGGAGCAUAUCCUUUGGUACUGGGACACAGACAAAGUCGUCGCCUUCGGGAGCUGGAUGUGCUGGGUUGACUACAGUUCUGGCGUCAUGCUGUGUAACGUUUUCGAUGAAGCCCCUGAGAUCUUGUUCCUCGAAUUACCUCCCAGGCUGUAUCACAUGAAACGUCAUGACCAUGUCGAAGGAGGCCUUGAGGCAUACCACACCCUGGGCACAACAGAUGGUGGCAAUGCGUUGAAGUUUGCCUUUGUCUUAUGGUAUGAUGGUAUGCUCAAACGAACCUGUGAUCCGGACCCAUCUAAUUUCAGUAUCACCACCUGGAAACUGAGGAUACAGGGGAAUGAUAUGGUUUGGGUAGAAGAUAGUUGGUUGGCAGCAUAUGACCUUUGGCCUCAUGAUGAUGACUUUGCACAUAUUCCACGAGAUUUGUUACUCUUCCCAAUGUUUAGCAUGGAUGACCCUAAUGAGGUCACUUUCUUAUUGAAGCAUAAGCCUAGCGAGCAGGAGGAUGGAACUUACGACAAUGCCCAGAUUUGGCUAGUUUCUAUUGACAUGAUCAAGAAGAAACUGAAGUCCAGCAUUCUGUAUGUUGAGAAUCAAGAGGAUUCUGCUCCUGAAGAGGCUGAGUUGUUUGAGCGGAAAGAUUGGCUCCUGGAGCCCUUUCUUCCAAUGAAGUUACCCAAGGACCCGAGCUCGUUUAACAACAGUGUCAGAUCGCAAGGAGUGGCGUCAGGCUGCCGUGUCCCAAUGAGCAGGAGUCAUGGAUGGAAUCCGCUGUGCUAAUGUUUGCUUCUAGCUGAAUAAUGAUAACAUCAUGAACUGUUAGUUGCCUGUAACGCAUGAUGAUCUUUGAACAUGCUUGUCGCGUACCUUAUGCAAUGCAUAUCAGGACUAUAUGGUCUAUCGAAUGUUGGAACGCGUUUGCAUUGUGUUUGGUGAUUAUGCACCAGCCUGUUGAAUUCCUUGAUAUACUACGAAUCCUGCCCUUUUUUAUGUCUGAUAAUUAAUGGA